GUCCGUGGCUGGAAAGUCACACCAUUAUAUAAUUGACUUAACUGAGAUCACAAGUUCACAACCCAAGCAUAGUCACACUAAAAAGAUCAGAAGAAGAACUAAUCAUCAAAGUUUGUAAGACUUUGUGGGAAAUAAAUACUAAGCACUCAGCUACAAUCUUUUGAUCCCUCUUCAUUUGUGGGAAAUGCUAGAAUCUUUCUCCAACUAGAAGUCAUGAAAAACAUGCUAUGGGAUCCAAGGAUUGUAAUUGAGUGCUUGGUGGAAUUUUCCCUUCUAAGUUGUUGAAAGACAAAUUCAUGUAACUAAGAAAUGUCAAAUUCGAAAAGCUUGUUGGCAUUCUACCACAAAUAUGAUUUUUUGACAAGUUGAGUGAUUCUAACCUUUCCAUAUGACCGAUCUUGUUGGGAAUGAAUCCUGUUAGAUUAUCCCCUUAAAGGUUUAAACCAACUAAUGCCACCAGUUUUGUUAUACUUUGAGGAUAUUGCCAACGGUUGUCCAUUAGCAGCUGCGGUCACAACUCCAAAAAUUGCAAGUGUGAUGUCCCAGAACCCGUUAUCUACUGCUGGUGGGAACCCGGUAUCUACUGCUGGGGGGCUUGCAGUGCUCAAGAUUCUGAAUAACGAGAAGCGUCACGCUCAUUGCGCUGAUGUUGGUUCUCACCUGCUUAAGCGUUUGAGAUCACUUCAGCAACGGCAUGACAUCAUUGGUGAUGUGAGGGGACGAGGAUUAAUGGUGCGGGUAGAGCUAGUUACAGACCAGAAAAACAAGACACCGGCAAAGGCUGAAACGGCUGUCUUGUUCGAAAAACUUAGAGAGCUUGUUGUUCUAGUUGAGAAAGGAGGACUGCAUGGAAAUGUUUUCAGGAUUAAGCCUCCAAUGUGUUUCAGUAAAGAUGACGCAGAUUUUCUUGUAGAUGCCCUGGAUUAUUCUAUGACAAAGUUGUAGAUUUCCUUGAUAAGGCAAACUGCUAUAUCGAAAAUCAUUUGUAAACAUGUGUUUUGAAUUUGCAAAUAAUGUAAAAUAUGAUUCCGUUAUGCUAUGUAAAUUGUUAUUGUUCAUUAAAGAUUGGACGGUUCAAAUCUUGUUCAAUCAAGAUAAACACCUCAUAUUUGAAUCUCGGAAAUCAUAUUUUACAUUAUUUGCAAAUUCAAAACACAUUUAGAAAAAAUUAGUAUGUUCAGAGAUUUCUAGAGCAUGCCAAAGAAUAAAAUUGUCUAGGAAUGUUCAAAACACCUAGCCUAACUUACAAGUUAUACAUAUUUUACAUUAAAAUUUACGAAUAUCAAUAGACUCGCCAUAAUCAUCUAUUCA
Molecule: messenger RNA, 1311 nt
Organism: Trifolium pratense (red clover)
Lineage: Eukaryota; Viridiplantae; Streptophyta; Magnoliopsida; Fabales; Fabaceae
Product: alanine--glyoxylate aminotransferase 2 homolog 1, mitochondrial-like
Exons: 5
Coding region: 451-945 (164 amino acids)
Biological process (GO): glyoxylate catabolic process
Cellular component (GO): mitochondrion
Molecular function (GO): pyridoxal phosphate binding; L-alanine:glyoxylate transaminase activity
Source: RefSeq, a predicted model, not a curated record